Messenger RNA from Sparassis crispa, 1674 nucleotides. RefSeq names its product FAD/NAD(P)-binding domain-containing protein. The transcript is spliced from 15 exons. The coding region runs from base 1 to 1674 and encodes 557 amino acids. Gene Ontology annotation, molecular function: N,N-dimethylaniline monooxygenase activity; NADP binding; flavin adenine dinucleotide binding. The record is from RefSeq and is a predicted model, not a curated record. Lineage: Eukaryota; Fungi; Basidiomycota; Agaricomycetes; Polyporales; Sparassidaceae.
AUGUCGAUCCAGGAGAAGAGCAGUUGUGGAGGACCGAGGGUUGCCAUAAUCGGUGGAGGUUUGGGAGGAUUGUCGUUUGGCAUUGCUUUGAAGCAACAACUCGGCUUCGAAGACUUUACUAUAUACGAGAAAGCAGCAGAAAUUGGUGGGACGUGGAGGGAUAACACGUAUCCGGGAUGUAAUUCUGACACGCCCUCCCACUGGUACAGCCUGUCCACGGAACUGAACCCGAAUUGGACAUCGACCUGCGUGCCAGGAUCUGAGCUCCAGGAGUACUGGACACACUUCGCAAGAAAGCACGCGUUGUACGAGCACACCGUGUUCCACACGAAGGUCGUGUCCGCGGGAUGGGACUCCGAGAAGCAGCUGUACAACAUCAAACUCGAAGAUGUGCGCUCCAGCACCAGGACAUUCACGACAGCACAAAUCCUUAUAUCUGCCGUGGGAUACUUGAUGGACCCCAUCUUCCCGCCGGGAUUGCGGGGAUUGGACAAGUUCAAGGGUGAUUUGUUUCAUUCCGGGCGCUGGGACCAUACUGUAGACUUCCACAACAAGCGCGUAGGUGUGGUAGGAUGUGGGGCGUCGGCCGCGCAGUUCAUACCCAUCCUACUGGAAGACUCUACGGUACAGAUGGUGAAUUUCUGCCAGACGCCUUCUUGGUUCGUAGACCUUAAAAUCACUCCCAUCUCCGAUCGUCAGAGAUGGAUCUUCGCGCAUGUACCCUUCACUCUGCGACUGUAUCGUAAUUGGCUAGUCAUCACAGGUUACAUUCUUCCGCCAUAUCUACGGCGUCUGCGCGGUACAGCCCAUGUAGAAGAGGUCUCGACAGCCCUUAUCAAACAGAGGGCGCCUGCUCAGUAUCAUGACAAGUUGAUACCGACAUACCCCGCGGCAUGUAGACGUCUAGUGAUGGACCCAGGAUAUCUAGCAGCUCUGCAUCGUCCGAACAUCUCACUGAACUGGGACGGGAUUGCCGAGGUUACCGAGGAUGGGAUCCUCACUAAGACGGGAGAGGUUAUCCCCUUCGACGUCAUUAUCUUCGGUACCGGGUUCUCAACUGAUACGCACCCUGUCUCUAUCAAAGGGACGCAAGAAACGCUGCAAGAGUACAGCGCCGCCCAUGGCGGUCCGACCGCCUACCGUGGCGUCACUGUGCCAGGAUUCCCGAACUUCUACAUCAUUGGAGGUCCAAAUACAACCACGCCGAAUACGUCGUAUAUCUUCACGCACGAGGUGGAGAUCAACUACGCGAUCCAGCUCGUUGCGCCGGUCGUCCGGGGACUCGCCUCCUCGUUCGAGGUGACCGCACGCGCGUGCGACGCGUACAACGCGUGGCUGCAGGCCAAGAUCGCGGGGAGCGACUGGAUGCUGUGCCACUCGUGGUAUCGCACGGGCGGCAACGGCAAGAACUUCGGGAUCUUCCCCGGCUCGAUCCUACAGUUCUGGUGGUUGCUCCGCAGCCCUGCGUGGGGGAACUACACCGUGGUGGGAGGCGCACGGUGGGAGGCGUAUCAGAGGUGGAUCGGGUUCGCAACGCUCGGAGCGGUCGCCUCUGCGCUUGUGCUGGGCGGCGCCUUGGUCCGGAGGGAUCUCGUGCUGCGAGCUGUUGAGUCGCUUGGUGCCCAGUUUGUGCAAAUGUCGAAAGCUAUCUAUCAUCUUAACGCUGAGGCAUAG